Colletotrichum navitas is the source of this 651-nucleotide messenger RNA. RefSeq lists its product as uncharacterized. The record is from RefSeq and is a predicted model, not a curated record. The transcript is spliced from 2 exons. The coding region runs from base 1 to 651 and encodes 216 amino acids. NCBI's taxonomy places the organism in Eukaryota, Fungi, Ascomycota, Sordariomycetes, Glomerellales, Glomerellaceae.
AUGGCAGGUGACGCGCGCAAGAAAGGAGGCGUCUAUAGCGACAACCCGAAGACACGGAGAACAGUAGAGUAUCUCCAAAACCUCCCUACCGAGAAGAGGAAUGAGAAGCGAAAGAACUUCCUUGAGUACCGCUCUUUGAGAACCACAUGCAUUACCCGUGCCAAGAAAGCAGACUACCAGCAGAGCCGCUCGCGGGACGACAAACUCACCAUGCUGCGUGAGGCCUGUCAUAAUGCCAUUGCUAACAGGCUGAAAAAGGGCAUCGACUAUGAGGGCACUGACAUUGAGACCCAUGUCGCUCGCUUCCAUGAUCGCGCCUUUUUUGACGGCAACAAGAAGAACGCUAGCGCCUCCAACAUUGCCAGCACCCCCAGUCCUGCCAGUGAGGCCGCCGACCCCGACUCUGACACCGAGCAGUCUGCCAACGCCCACAACGGCAGCCAGACUACAGCGCCUGCAAGCACUCCCAGCACAACCAACAUAGCUGACUCCAUCGGGGACCAUAGCACCAUCACCGAUGGUAUUGGCGAGGAGUUUCAGCUACUUGAAGAAGAGUAUGAGAUGAUACUCCAAGAGAUGAGCGUCCGCGCGUACAUCCAGCUCCAGACCGCCCACAAGCUGCGUCUCCUAGUGGAGGCUGCUGGCUUCUGA